Molecule: messenger RNA, 637 nt
Organism: Homarus americanus (American lobster)
Lineage: Eukaryota; Metazoa; Arthropoda; Malacostraca; Decapoda; Nephropidae
Product: marginal zone B- and B1-cell-specific protein-like
Exons: 6
Coding region: 107-637 (176 amino acids)
Biological process (GO): regulation of B cell proliferation
Cellular component (GO): endoplasmic reticulum chaperone complex; extracellular region
Source: RefSeq, a predicted model, not a curated record
GACGCUUCUCUUCAUUGCUGGUCCAAAAGUGCGUAUUAAACGACACUUAAGUUGUUUAAAUAAUAGUUUACGAAAUGGUUACAACAAAACUAGCUAUUAAGCCAUCAUGAAGACAUCUCGCUUCUUCAUGUUGUUCUUGGCGCUGUGGGUGUGUACAUCAGCUGAGGGUGAUGUGGAUUUUGUUGACACUGACUCUGAUGAAGAUACUGAGGUUGCUUUGAAGUGUGAUGCUUGCAGAAUAGUAGCCUCCAAGUUUGUGGAAGCAUUUGCUGAUAUCCAGGGAAAUAUCAAUCCUACUGUGUCUCCUAAAGAUGAAGAAAUAAUAGAAGCUGCAGAGGGUACUUGUGAUGACACAUGGGAAGGUUAUGGUGUGACAUUUAUGGAUGGGAUGGAAAGGCUGUCAGGACCAGGAGCUGAUGUAAAGUCAAGCGGAGUUGUUGAAAAUGAUUCCAUCUGGUCCCAAGAGGUGGAGUUCGUGGAGAAUAUUUGUGAAGAUGGAUUCAUCUUCUUCUUACAUCCUCAAGGUGAUGGGACAUUUGCAGCCUGUUCAACAGACAAUUGGGGACCAUGGCCAGGUGAUGAUUAUGAAGAUUAUGAUGAUGCAGCUGAAUUUGAGGACAUCCAUGAUGAGUUUUGA